Molecule: messenger RNA, 1120 nt
Organism: Drosophila bipectinata
Lineage: Eukaryota; Metazoa; Arthropoda; Insecta; Diptera; Drosophilidae
Source: RefSeq, a predicted model, not a curated record
AACACGCUUCGCUUAAGGGGCCCAUCCACAGGCGAGCAUGUUGUGCUCGACGAAAUUUUUCCUGUAGAUGGUAGUGUUCGUUGUCAAAUUUUGUAUUCGACAAAAUGUUCAAAUAAAAUGUAAAUCGUUCUAUUUUGACAACGUUGGCAACAACAUGCUCGAGAAUGGAUGGCAAUGUUGGCACGAACGUCAUUUGGAAAAUCGUUUUGGUAGAGCAAAAUGAACAAAACAUUCCUACAAGAUUUUAUUUAUUGCCUAAAAAAUGAACCUGCUCUAUGGCACGCCAAAAGCGAUGCAUAUAAAAUCAAGCAUGUGCGUAAUAAUGCAUGGGAAGUUCUACUCAAAAUACAUAUAUAAAGAGUUCGAUGAGCACGCAAAACUAGAAGCCGUUAAGAAAAAAGUCAAUUCGCGUCAUAUAGACGAGAACUACAAAAGGUGCAUCGAAGUGAAAAAUCAGGCGCUGGAGCGGACGAUGUGUACCAGCCGAGCUUGUGGUACUUCAGUGAUCUGUCUUUUCUUAAUGAAACAGAAUCCUCGGUCGAUGGAAUCAGCACUUUUGAUGACGGCCCAGCAAGUUACAUACCGAAGGCGCCGAAACGAAAACCGGAUGAAUCUACGCCGUUCCUACAGAAAGCAGUAGCGCACUUGGACAACAUAAGCGCAAAGCAACAAAGGUGUGAAGCGGACAUAUAUGCGGAAGGGUGGGCUGCCAUGUUCAAGCAGUUAUCAAAGAAGUAGCAGCUUUUUGCGAAAAACGCAUAAACGAGAUCCUCAUGCAAGGGCGCAUGAAUAUGCUGACGUACCAAGGGGUGUCAAGUAUUGCAAAUAUUUCUAAUAAUACAAAUUCUAAUGGUCAAUGCCAGAUGCCAGUAUUCAUGUAUCCACGAAAACAAAUGUAUCGUGAGAGCACUCCACAUAUGAGCGACUCAAAUAGAUCUUCUUUUUCGUCUAAUCAAUUGGAAGACAACAAAAAUGAUAUAAUAACAACCAAAAAAGGAACCGUUUCUGUUACAUCCUUUGAAGUCUUAUUCUACAGCGAUGAAUAAACCAAUGUAGUACAAAAUACAGGGUGGGCCAUUUGAAGUUGACCCACAUGAUUCCUAAAACAAAAACAAAUAAA